AUGGGGGACUGGAACCUGUUGGGCAGCAUCCUUGAAGAAGUGCACAUCCACUCCACCAUAGUUGGCAAAAUCUGGCUCACAAUCCUGUUCAUAUUCCGGAUGCUGGUGCUGGGAGUGGCUGCCGAAGAUGUCUGGGACGACGAGCAGUCCGAGUUCAUCUGCAACACGGAGCAACCCGGCUGCAGCAACGUCUGCUACGACCAAGCCUUCCCCAUCUCCCUGAUCAGAUACUGGGUGCUGCAGAUCAUAUUUGUCUCCUCUCCCUCCCUGGUCUACAUGGGCCACGCGCUGUACAGGCUGAGGGCCCUGGAGAAGGAGCGGCAGAGGAGGAAAGCCCAGCUGCGGGCUCAGCUGGAGGACCUGGAGCCCGUGCCUGAGGAGCACAGGAGAGUGGAGAGGGAGCUGCGUAAGCUGGAGGAACAGAAAAAAGUGCACAAAGCCCCCCUGAGAGGGUCCCUGCUGCGCACCUAUGUCCUGCACAUCCUGACCCGGUCGGUGGUCGAGGUGGGCUUUAUGAUAGGUCAGUAUCUUUUAUAUGGGUUUCACAUGUCCCCCCUUUACAAAUGCACCCGGCCCCCUUGCCCUAACACGGUGGAUUGUUUUGUGUCCCGACCCACAGAGAAGACCAUCUUUAUGGUUUUCAUGAACAGCAUCGCCGCCGUCUCCCUCUUCCUCAACAUCCUAGAAAUCGCCCACCUGGGCCUCAAGAAGAUCCAGAAGAGCCUGCUCGGCUGCCCGCGCUGCCCGCUGGGCCCCGCCGACGAGGAGAUCAAGCAUGCUCCUAGAACUAUCAUCCAUCAUGAAAAAGUAAUGACAUUCCGAGGAAAAGAAGUAAACUAA
Molecule: messenger RNA, 840 nt
Organism: Chaetura pelagica (chimney swift)
Lineage: Eukaryota; Metazoa; Chordata; Aves; Apodiformes; Apodidae
Gene: GJA10
Product: gap junction protein, alpha 10, 62kDa
Exons: 2
Coding region: 1-840 (279 amino acids)
Biological process (GO): cell communication
Cellular component (GO): connexin complex
Source: RefSeq, a predicted model, not a curated record